Molecule: messenger RNA, 213 nt
Organism: Aspergillus chevalieri
Lineage: Eukaryota; Fungi; Ascomycota; Eurotiomycetes; Eurotiales; Aspergillaceae
Exons: 1
Coding region: 1-213 (70 amino acids)
Source: RefSeq, a predicted model, not a curated record
AUGGAACCUAGCCCCAGUCCCACCGCACCGGAACAACAUCAAACUCCGGCGGAGACAACAAGCAGAUACCUCGGCACAAAAACCAGCCCACCCGUCUACCGCCCGCUCAAACCCCGGCAGAAAGAGGUGGUCACCAAACAAAGGAAGACACUGACAAAAUGGGACGCCGAUGCUCGGGACUACGCGGCAUAUACCAGCACGUUCGUGGGUUAA